AUGUCUACCGGGGGGAGUGACUUGGGUGAGCUUAUUAUGGUCGUCGGCGACCUACACGUCCCGCAACGAGCACUGGACCUGCCGCAAUGUUUUCGCGAGCUGCUGAACACGGACAAGAUUAAACAGGUGCUGUGCACUGGAAAUGUCGGUUCCCAGAAAAUGGUGGACCUUCUCCUGGGAAUAUCCCCGAACUUACACAUGGUCAAGGGUGACUUCGACGAUGACCCGAAGCUACCAGAGGAAUUAAUCGUCAAUAUUGGUAUGUUUGACCAUUAUGUAUCUUAUAGAUCAUCAGGUAACUUCAAGAUUGGACUCAUCAACGGAUACCAGCUGCCUUCCUGGGGGGACAAAGAGGCUGUCUACGAAUACGCAAAGCGCAUGGGCGUGGACGUGCUUGUCUAUGGUCACACCCACAUAAGCGAUGUAUCGAAGGUGUCGGGUAAAAUACUGGUGAACCCUGGAUCGGCAACUGGUGCUUUUCAGCCAUGGGCGCCAAACUCGAUUCCGACGUUCAUGCUUAUGGCCAUUCAGGGCCAGAAAAUUGUCGUGUACGUGUACGAGGAGCACGAAGGUCAAGCCAAUGUAGUUAUGAGCGAAGUUGAUCAAGAUCAGGACGACGUUACUCCGUCCAACGCGCAGCUGUCUGCUAAGGCGCUCUUGAGCAGCAAAAAAGUAGCACAUUAA
This is a messenger RNA of Babesia bigemina, 684 nucleotides long. RefSeq names its product vacuolar protein sorting 29, putative. The transcript has a single exon. Lineage: Eukaryota; Apicomplexa; Aconoidasida; Piroplasmida; Babesiidae. Bases 1 to 684 code for a protein of 227 amino acids. The record is from RefSeq and is a predicted model, not a curated record. Gene Ontology annotation, cellular component: endosome; retromer complex. Gene Ontology annotation, biological process: retrograde transport, endosome to Golgi; intracellular protein transport.